AUGAGUAUGAAAAUUGUUUAUCUUACUCAUCAGUUGUCUUUGUCAUACCCCAAACCUCUUCAUUUGAGUAAUCCAAAUCAAAUUGAAGAUGUUUUCUGCUUGUGCUCGAAGCCAGACAAUGGAGACAUAAUGAUAAGUUGCGACUCUUGUUUUGCGUGGUAUCACUUUAACUGUUUGAAUAUUCAUUCCAAUUUAAAAAGCUUGAUUUUCAAGUUUAACUGUCCUUAUUGUGUUUUAGAAGAUGCGCUGAAAGACCCAUUAAUGUUUUACAAGAAGUGUUUGCUUGAAAAAUGUUUCAAUCCAAUCAAUAAAAAUUCAAAGUUUUGCUCACUCAAACAUGGUCAAACAUAUUUUGAUAUUCUUCAGAAUAUUUUUGUCUCCAGUUAUCAAUCUGGUUAUUUGGAGGACAACAGAUUUACCAAAUAUUUCGAAAAUUUGUAUUUAACAAACGAAACACCUGUGAGGAUUGACAUCAAUUCUAAAGAUAUAAAAGCUAUAAUAAACAAUAAUAAAUUGUUGGAGCUGAAACUCAAAAGUUUGUUGUUCUCGAAGUAUAAUAAUUUCUCCUCGAAUAGCAAACCAUGCAUGAUAGAAUACAAAUUUAAUCCAGAUGUCGAAAGAAAUAUCAGAUUUUGGAAAAAUGAAAUUCUUUUGAACAUUCAAGAAAUUAAUUUUUAUGAAUUAAAGCUUGAACUUUACAAAGUUCUUGUAGAUAUUAUUUCUUCCAAAUUGAAAUCUUACAAAAUAUGCGGUUAUAAUUCAAUACUUUCAACAUUGACAUUCCUGGAAUUUGCUAAAAUAGUUGUGCAGAACAAAUAUUCUUUAUUUUCGAAUUUCAAAGAUGAUGAUAUUUUCUCCGCAUCUAUUAAUUCGGCAUCCCCUUUUUUCAACAACAUAUGCGAAAAAGAGAAGAGAAAGUGUCGAAAACAUGCUUUUUGGAACAGGCUUUUCCGAGAAGAGAUUGAAACAAGAAUGGAUGAUCUUAUUGAAAGAAAUUCGGAAAUUAAACUUUAUGUAUCUAAUUGCACUUCAUAA
Ascoidea rubescens DSM 1968 is the source of this 1035-nucleotide messenger RNA. It is a transcript of the gene SPP1, whose product is annotated as Spp1p. NCBI's taxonomy places the organism in Eukaryota, Fungi, Ascomycota, Saccharomycetes, Ascoideales, Ascoideaceae. The record is from RefSeq and is a predicted model, not a curated record. The coding region runs from base 1 to 1035 and encodes 344 amino acids. The transcript has a single exon. Gene Ontology annotation, cellular component: Set1C/COMPASS complex. Gene Ontology annotation, biological process: positive regulation of DNA-templated transcription.